GCUAGCUAGAGAGUUGCACAGCCUAACCAGCCAUGUCGCUCGCCGUCGUCUCGCUCUGCGUCGUCUUGGCCCUGUCGCCAUGCGCCUUAGCCAGUGGUGAUGGCAAUGGCAAUGGCAAGCCGCUCGUCACGGCCAUCACCAAGGACGCGGCGACAUCGCUCUACACCGUGCCGAUCAAGGACGGCCACCCGCUCGUCAUCGACCUCUCCGGCGCGCUCGUCUGGACGACGUGCGACGCCUCCCACCCGACGAUGGAGUGCCACCACCAUUUCUGCAUGCACGCGCACAGCUACCACCCGCCGGACUGCCCACACAACGGCUACGGCCACGCCGACGAGGAGGACCCCUUCCGGUGCAAGUGCACCGCCCACCCGUUCAACCCCUUCUCCGGCGAGUCCGCGACGGCCGACCUCACGCGCACCAGGCUGUCGGCCAACGCCACCGACGGCAAGAAUCCGCUCUACCCGGUGCCCUUCACCGCCGUCACCUCCUGCGCGCCGGAGUCCCUCCUGGCGAAGCUCCCCGCCGGCACCGUCGGCGUCGCGGGGCUCGCGCGCACCAGGCUCGCUCUGCAGGCGCAGAUCGCGCGCGCGCAGAAGGUCGCCAACAAGUUCGCGCUCUGCCUCCCCAGCGACGGCGAGGGCAUCGCCAUCUUCGGCGGCGGCCCGCUCUUCCUCCUCCCGCCGGGGCGUCCCGACGUGACGGCGGCGCUCGCCGGCGAAACCCCGCUCCACAAGAACAAGGAUCUCCCCGGAUACUUCAUCACGGCCACCAAGAUCGCCGUGAACCAGGAGCAAGUGCAGCUCUACAGCCAGGAGCCGCUCGUCGUCGAGCUGUGCUCGAGGAUCCCCUACACGGUGCUCCGCCCGGACGUGUACCGCGCGGUCAUCGACGCGUUCGACAAGGCGACCGCCGGCAGGAAGCGCGUCACCCCGGCGGCGGCGCCGUUCGCGCUGUGCUACGACUCGCGGGAGCUGGGGUCGACGCGGCUGGGCUACGCCGUGCCGCAGAUCGACCUGGUGCUGGAGGGCGGCAAGAACUGGACGGUGUUCGGCGGCAACUCGAUGGCGCAGGUGAGCGACGGCACGGCGUGCCUGGCGUUGCUGGAGAUGAAGGGGGAGAAGGGCAGCCCGCCGCCGCCGGCGGUGGUGAUCGGAGGGUUCCAGAUGGAGAACAACCUGAUGGUGUUCGACGAGGAGAAGGCGCGGCUCGGAUUCAGCGGCCUGCUCUGGGGGAGGCAGACCACCUGCAGCAACUUCAACUUCACUCUCGCCGCCUAGAUCGAUCGACUCCUCGAGCUCAUUAGCUUUGCAUCAGAUGUGCUCAUGUGCAUGCGUUUUUUGCAUUAUAUUAUGAGUUUUAUUUUUUUUCCCGGAGAUUAUGAGUUGUGAUUUGUUACAAAUCUUUCGGUGAAUAACGCAAAACGUCACAG
Molecule: messenger RNA, 1432 nt
Organism: Oryza brachyantha (malo sina)
Lineage: Eukaryota; Viridiplantae; Streptophyta; Magnoliopsida; Poales; Poaceae
Product: chitinase CLP
Exons: 1
Coding region: 33-1280 (415 amino acids)
Biological process (GO): proteolysis
Molecular function (GO): aspartic-type endopeptidase activity
Source: RefSeq, a predicted model, not a curated record